Molecule: messenger RNA, 739 nt
Organism: Cadophora gregata
Lineage: Eukaryota; Fungi; Ascomycota; Leotiomycetes; Helotiales; Ploettnerulaceae
Gene: COX13
Product: Cytochrome c oxidase subunit 6A, mitochondrial
Exons: 5
Coding region: 51-470 (139 amino acids)
Biological process (GO): mitochondrial electron transport, cytochrome c to oxygen
Cellular component (GO): mitochondrial inner membrane
Molecular function (GO): enzyme regulator activity
Source: RefSeq, a predicted model, not a curated record
UUCUCCUCAAAUGAACCUCUCUUACAGCAAUUAGAGCGUCAACAACCAAAAUGUUCCCUCAACGAGCCAUGCUACGCACUUCUCAGCGCUUAGCUGCCCAACUGCGUGCCCCAGCUAUCCGUACUCCUUUCCAAAGACGAUUUGCGAGCACGGAGAGCUCUGCCUUCCAUGGUGCGGAGGACAAUGCUUUCAACCGCGAGAGAAAAGCCGUGAAGGACCAUGCUGCUGCUACGAGUGAUUUGUGGCGCAAGCUGUCUAUUUACGUUACCAUCCCAGCACUGUUGAUUGCAGGUGCUAACGCAUAUGUCUUGUGGAACGAGCAUUGGAGCCACUGGGAGCACAUGGAGCCACUGGAGGAGAGACCCGAAUACCCAUACCAGAACAUCCGUACCAAGAACUUCUAUUGGGGUGAUGGGGACAAGACUGUCUUCUGGAACGAUAAGGUCAACUACCACAAGAAGAGCGAGUAGGCGAUCGGAUUGCUUAUUGGAAGGAGUGUCUGCUGGUGGGAAUGAAUUGGAUUUCUUCGAACGGUCAAGACUGUGUAUUUCUCAUUGAGUCCUCGGAAUACUAGAAGCCAAAUCCGUUUUCCUCACCCCUUUGAACCCCUGUGAUCAUACUGGCUUUGUCGAAGGUGUGCCGUGGGAAGCUUCGUUGAUUGGAGUGUGGACAGAUAGAUAAGCGGUCGGAAUAAUGUGGGAGAACCUAGAAACAAUGAACUAUUGCAGGGUGACAGGCG